AGUGCAGCAGCUAAAAAUUUUUCCCAUAAGUUUUUAAAAUGUCUGCCGUGUAACAUACUUAGUGAAACGUUCGUUCGUCGAUUUUUUUAAUUUUUCAUUGCUAAAUUGAAACAAAAAGAUCUCAAAAACAUCUCGAAUACCUGGAUUGUUAUUUGAUAAAUCAUAAUUUACAAUGAGUUAAUGUAAAACACUUGAUUCUAAUUCAGAAAUUUACAAAGAAAAACCGAAAAACUAGAAGUGAUGUCCGCUCAUUAAAAAAUUAUUAUAAGAACAAGAACGGAGAACCGAAGAACGAAACGGGCCGACGACGACGAGCGACGAAAUUUUUUCUUUUCCUUCACCCCCAAUAGAUACAGGAUACAUAAUUUACAUUAGUGCGUGUGUUUUGUGUGCGAGUUGAGAGUUGCGAUUGCGAGUGUAGCUUCCCACUACCUCCUCCGCCGAUCCAACUAAAACCGAAUAAAUAAAGUGAUUCUAAUUGUGAUUCUUGAAAAUUUCAUUACAAAAUUACGUCUCUGUCUCGGUUUAGGCAUUUGAAUGGGAAAUCUAAAUAAAACUGAGAAAUAAUUUAACUAAUAAUGCUGACUACGGUUACGGAAAACUCAUCCGAUAUUCCCAAAAUAGACAAGGGAGCUAAUAAGCAUCAAAAUCAAAACCAGAGCUUCACCACCGCCACCAACACCUCAAGUAUCAUCAUUAUCAACGGUAGAGGCAACGGCAGUACUAGCUCAAGCUCCAGUUUAAGCCAUAGCAGCAGUGGCAGCAGUUCUAGUUUCAGUUCAAAUUCGACUUCAUCAACGAAUUGCUUUUCCAGCUCUUCUAGUUUCAGCACCAGCAGCAGUAGCAAUAGCAGCACCAAAACCAGAACCAGCAGCAGCAGCAGCAUCAACGGCAGGAAAAUUCAUUGAUUUUCGGUUUCUCUUCAUCCUUGAUGGUGUGGAGUGUGGUUAGCCCUUAGCGUGUGUUAUUUGCCUUGUCUUUGUGUGUGCAUUAUUUUAUCAAAACCGUCGACCGACGACGGACGAUAAAAAAAGAAAAGAAAAAAAGUAAAAAGAAAAUAAGAAAAGAGAAGAGAAAGUUGGAAAAAAGUUGUUCUUGUUCGCCUAUCGCUGUCGAAUAUAUCGCAUAAGCAAAGCAUAUCGCCUGAGUGUCAGUUCAGUAUCAGUGUGUUGUGUUGUUAUCCUUAUCUCUGUUUAACGGUAUGUGUUUAUUUUCCGUGUCACUCUCAUACAGCGCCACUCAUCAACUCACCAACUCAACGUAACUGCGUGGAUCCAUGUAGAAAGUAGAGAAGCAAGCAGAACGAGGCCUGGCUUAUAAUAAAUAUAAUAAAAUAUAUCCAUCCCAUUUGAUCGCAUCGUAUAUUCGCGUUGCAUUGAGUAUUGUCUUCCUUUUCGUACAAAUUGGUGUUGUGUUUUUAAUUCUCUUCUCCCCCACUUUGAAUUUGGAUGUGUGCAUUUGUUGUGUAGAUUUUCUUUGGUUGCUCUUUUGCCCGUUUACCGUUACCCUCAAAUACGUAUACGUAUCCAUCCAUAUCCGUAUCCGUAUAGUGUGGGAAAUUUUCUGUUCUAGUUUAUUGUUUAAGUGUUGGUGUUGUCUGAAAGAAAAUCCAUAUGUGAUUUCGUAUGUGUUUGUCAAAUUAGAAAAAUCAACAAAAAGAAAAUCGAAUUAGAGAAACGGUACAAAGAGAGAGAGAAAGAGAACACGAAAGAGAGAGAGAAGAAAAUUUAUGUUUUUGUGUACAUUUCGGUGUGUCGGUGUCCAAUUGUUUUGUUUUCUUCUUCUUCCUUGUCAUAAAAUCCAUGGAAUGAACUGAAAAUUAAAUUAAAACAAAAUACAAAAAAUUAAAAUAGAUAAAUAAAUAUAAAAAAUUGUUUGCAUGAAAAUUUAAGGAAAUUCCUAAUAUUUGUAUGCAAUCAUUUAUUUGUUAGAAUAACAUUUUUCUCGGAUAAUGAAUUGAAAAAAUACCAAAAAAAUACGUAAAAUAAUAAUACAAAUAAAAUAUUAACACAAAACAGGAUUUCCCAACUCACUUGACACACAUUCGGAUUAUGGUACUCAAAGAAAUAAUGACCCAACGAAGAAACAGGACGACAAACGAGGAAUAAGCAGGUUUCUUUUUCGAUUCCUGUUCGUGGAGAGAACAUUGUAUGUGAAUCAGAUUCGAAGGACGGGAGACGACUGCUGUACAUCCCUACCCCAGAGGCUAACGUGGUAACGGACGGACGGAAAGACGGACGUACACGGUUUAGGUAGAUAGAUAUCUAUCUGAUCACAAUAAAUUUUGUCUACAAAACAAAAUAAAAUUUUACGAUGACCACAUCAUCAUAUUGGCAUGAUAUGACGCCGAAACUAUUGCGAGAACUAUGCAUAAGCAAAAUACACAUUUUCCUUCUUUUAACAUUGUACGUGAUUGGAAAUUUAAGUGCCUGGCAGGAGAAUGUUCGACCGAAGCUUUAUGUGGAAUUGGGUCCAGAAGACGUGCUUAAGUUUCUUGGAAAUGACACCGUUUUAGAUCACUUUAAACUUGUAACAAAAGAUGGAAAUAGUUUACUUGUGGGUGCGAGGAAUGUUGUGUAUAAUUUGAGCAUACACGAUUUAACAGAACAACAAAGGCUUCUUUGGUCUUCUCCAGAAAACGACGUUAAGAUGUGCGUCAUGAAAGGAAAAGAUGAUGAGGCCUGCCAAAACUAUAUUCGAAUAUUGGUGGUUACAUCGCCCGGAAGAUUACUUGUUUGCGGUACAAACUCAUUUCGACCCGAAUGCACAUCGUAUGUCAUCAACGCAAACAAUUACUCCCUCGAGGCAACGAAAAGUGGACAGGCAGUUUGUCCAUAUGACCCAAAACACAAUUCAACAUCAGUUUUUGCAGAUAAUGAAUUGUACACGGGUACAGUGGCCGACUUUAGUGGUAGUGAUCCUAUUAUCUACCGCGAACCACUCCAGACUGAACAAUAUGAUAGCCUAAGUUUAAAUGCACCAAACUUUGUAAGUUCAUUUACACAGGGUGAUUUUGUGUAUUUCUUCUUUCGAGAAACAGCUGUAGAAUAUAUUAACUGCGGGAAGGCUGUAUAUUCUCGUGUGGCAAGAGUAUGUAAAUGGGAUAAAGGAGGUCCUCAUCGUUUUCGUAAUCGAUGGACAUCUUUUCUUAAAUCUAGACUGAAUUGUUCAAUUCCAGGGGAUUAUCCUUUUUAUUUCAAUGAAAUUCAGUCAGCAAGUAAUCUUGUGGAAGGAAGUUAUGGGCAUUCCAAUUCCAAACUUAUAUAUGGAGUUUUUAAUACGCCAAUUAACUCCAUACCAGGAUCAGCAGUGUGUGCUUUUAACUUGCAGGACAUCGCAGAUACAUUUGAGGGCAACUUUAAAGAACAAACUGGUAUUAACUCCAAUUGGCUUCCUGUUAACAGUGCAAAGGUGCCAGAUCCUCGACCAGGCUCAUGUCAUAACGACUCACGUACCCUUCCAGACUUAACAUUGAAUUUUAUAAAAACCCAUUCACUUAUGGACGAGAACGUUCCAGCAUUCUUUGGGCAACCGAUUUUGGUUAGAACGAGUACAAUCUAUCGUUUUACACAAAUAGCUGUGGAUGCCCAGAUUAAAACUCCCGGAGGCAAAACAUACGAUGUGAUAUUUGUUGGAACGGACCAUGGUAAAAUAAUUAAGUCAGUUAAUGCAGAAUCAGCUGAUUCGAAUAAAAAAGUGUCAUCGGUGGUGAUUGAGGAAAUUGAUGUACUAACGAAAAGUGAACCGAUUCGAAACUUGGAAAUUGUUCGUACUAUGCAAUAUGAUCAACCCAAGGAAGGUAGCUACGAUGAUGGAAAGCUUGUAAUUAUCACCGAUAGUCAAGUACUGGCAAUUAAAUUGCACCGUUGCAACAAUGAUAAAAUAACCAGUUGCAGUGAAUGUGUAGCACUUCAGGAUCCGUACUGUGCAUGGGACAAAAUUGCUGGCAAAUGUCGUUCUCAUGGCGCUCCCAGAUGGCUGGAGGAAAAUUAUUUCUAUCAAAACGUUGCAACUGGGCAACAUGCGGCGUGUCCAUCAGGUAAAAUUUCAUCGAAGGACGCAAAUGUCGGAGAGCAGAAAGGCUACAGGGACGAUAUGGAUUUAUUGGAUUCUCGACGUGCUGGAAAGGAUCAAGAAAUCAUCAAUAUAAUGCAGGACAAAGACUUUGAAGGUCCACAAAUUUCUGCAGAUAUAAUCAAUGCCCAAUACACCGUUGAAACGCUCGUUAUGGCCGUACUAGCCGGGUCAAUAUUCUCCCUAUUAGUGGGAUUCUUUACAGGAUACUUUUGCGGUCGACGUUGUCACAAGGAUGAAGAUGAUAAUCUUCCAUAUCCUGAUACAGAAUAUGAAUACUUCGAACAGCGUCAAAAUGUGAAUAGGAUUCAUUGUAGAAUUCAAGCUGAACCCAAACUACUUCCGCAAGUUGAGGAAGUGACGUAUGCAGAACCAGUUCUUCUACCUCAGGCGCCUAGUCAGAAUAAACUUCAACACUCGCCGAAGAACACACUUCGAAAACCAAUGCAUCACCACGGAGCCAAUUCCGAAACACUCUUCCAAUUCCAACCCGAUAAUUUUAAUAAUCGAGAAACAUAUCGUGGCCGUGAUAAUUUUGGUACUCUAAGAUCACAUCAAGGUGACAACUACCGACGGGGCGAUGGUUUUUCGACGACACGAAGUGUAAAAAAGGUAUACCUUUGAGACGGGAGUGGGGCGGCUGAGACCAGUCAGGGACUUAUUACCCAAAAUAUGGCUGUUAACACAAACACACGAAACAGAAGCCUUGGCCGAUUAAGGAGACAGCCGCCCCGUCAUGGUAUUGUAACUCAACACCGUUCAAAUAGUCCCCAAAAUUCAAGUUCGGGAUCAUCGCCUGUUAUGUCAAAUAGUAGUUCUAGUCCAGCACCACCAUCCAGUAGUCCAAGUCCACAAGAGAGCCCAAAGAAUUGUAGCUAUAUAUACCGUGAUUGAUUGAUAUGCAACACUAAAUCCAUGCCACUCAUAAAAUCAGCCACCUCCACCAUCAUCGCUGCAACUUCAUCACCAACAAAGUCUAUUCAGCAGCAACCAGUUGUGGUAACGAUGCCGUCAUUACCAAAAAAUUCAAAUGAAACGCAUUUCAUCAUAAGAACUGAGAACGAGGCCAACGUCAACACCACCAACUUUGCUGGUCCAACCACCAUCAAUACCACUGCUGCCGUCGUACCCAAAAAGACUUUCUGUGACAAAAAUGAUGAUGACAAUGAUGAUGAGGACAGUGGCGUGAACGAUAAUAUCAGUGGCAAACCAACAUCGACGGCAAUGAUGCGAUUUCCUAGCAUAAAUUCAGCCAACAAAAUCAAUCAAUGCUUCAAAAUAACUCCGUCUAACAAAAGUUUGAUAUUAACUGACAAGGAAUCAUUCAACAUGGGUGGCGUUAAUGCUGAAGACAAUAGAACCCACAAAAGCUGCAGCACAACACCAACGUCAUCGUCAGGCCUGGCCUACACUCCAAUAAAUACGAGUAGUAUCAAACUGCCAACUGCUAUAUUUUCGCCGCAAUUCAACGAGAAUCUUGCAACACUUAAUCGCAAAUGGACAAAAUUCAAUCGUCGCAGCCAUCGUCGCCGCAAUAGUAGCUCUGGGGAUUCCAAAGAGCUCGACAAACUAGUCCUCAAAUCAAUGGAAUGGGACGAUAAUGAUAUUUAUUAAACAAAACAAAAAUGCAAAUUAAUUUUACAUAAAUUAUUAUGAAUUGACAGCAGCAUGCGCAUCACAAGGAAAACUCCUCCAAAACAUAAAUAAAUUUUAAUAAACAAAACAAAAAUAGAUUAACGAUAUUAAAUUUAAUAACGAAAAUAAAAAAAAAAACAUUAUACUUACCAAAUAUAAAACAAAAAAUAAAAAUGUAAAUUACUAAACAAUCAUAAGAUACAUAUAUGGGGAAAAAAAGCCUAUCAAACUUCCUUUAAAACUCAUUUACAUACUAAAUUAGUAUAAAAGAUUAAAAACAAAAUAAAGUUUUACAUGAACUACAUUUUAGAUAAAAUAAACAAAAUAACUUAAGCUUAAAUCAAACACAACACAUAAAAACACAAACCACACACACGAACAUGAUAAAAUUUCAUAAUUUAACAUUAUAAAUAAUAAUAAAAAUAGGGAAAAAUUAUAUACAAACAUAAAAACAACAAAUCUUUAUCAAAACCUGUAAAAUAGAUAUUUUAUAGUUUAUUAUUUAAACUAAAUUGUAAUAAGGGUGAGCGACAACGUUGUUAGGGAAUAUAUUAUGUGUAUAUUCUGUGUACGUAUAUUAAUAUUUAAACUUGUAUCUAUAUUAAUAUAUGUAUACGAAACCUUGUAUACAUAAAUAUUUUUACACAUACAUUACAUAGUCUAUAGUACUAUAUUAUAUAUAUAUAAAUUUAAGAACACAAAACAAACAUUCUAGUGAUUUAAAAUUUUAAAUACAAAAACAAAUCAGAAAAAAAGAAAAUAAUUAUUUAUUAUAUAAAUAAAAACAAAACAAAAACAAACAUUUAAAGACAUUUUUUAGAUACAUCAUAAAUGAUAUUUAAUUAUAAAAGCAAAAACAAAACAAACAUAAAAUAACAGUCAUCUUAAGUAGCGCAUUAUUUUAUCAACAUACAUUUUUAUACAAUUAUCAGUGAACUCUUUUAAGUUUUUUUUUUAAAGUUAUUUAUUUUAAUAAGUUUCAUUAUAUUUGGUUUUUGGUGGGGUAUAGAUUAUUUUAAUUCCGACAUUUCGAAUUACGAUUAGGACAAUUUAUAGACCAUUUUAUUUAUUUAAAUUAAUAUGGAAGAAAUUAUAGUAUGUAUAAAAAUCCUGAAAAAUAGUCUUACAAUGAUCACUAAGUAAAGUUGUUUUCGGUGAAAGGGCUGGGGCAUAGUUAUAUUUCCUACUAUUAGCAAUUUUUGAUAGAAUUGAAACAAAAAGUGUCGAGCUAAUUAAAUCAUGUGUUUUUCGAUUGGUAUCGAGAAGCAUAACAGCACUUUUCUAUUUCUACUAUCCGUUGUGUGGUAGAUAGUGCGUAGUAUUGUCAUGCCAGAGGUUUUAGAUUCAUUCCCUACCAGUGCCAUCUUAAGUUUUCCAUGGGUACUACCUCCCCUUGUGCGGAAUUGACAAAUCCUCCAAGAGUAAUUUUUGUCAUGAAAAGUGCUUUUUGAAAUUAGCCGUUAGGAUUCGGCUUAAAACUGUAGGUCCACUCCAUCCCUGACAACAUUACUCGCACACAUUAAUAGUGAAGAGUUGUAAGUUACUGGGCCUUACUUCUCAACGGACUGUUGCGCCACCUAAAAUAAAAAAAGGCUUUUCAAAGCUAUGAAACUUACGGAAUGUCUGUAACUGGCUGUCAUAUAAAUAGCAGUGCUUGUUUGCACUUGGAUUCAUAAUAGAGCGCAACGUUGAUCAUUGUUUUUCGCCCAGAGUUAUCUCGGAACGGACGAAUAAAGUAUUAACUGAAUGUGGCAAAAUUCACAAAAAUUCUUCAUAUAAAACGAGAGGCUAAAUGAGUUUCAUUAUUAAAUCAGGAAGCUUGUUUCUGAGCUGAAAAUAAAACGUCCCAUGAAUUUGAAUUUCGAAUCUCCAAUCAAAAAAUAUUAUUUUUUGAUUAUUUGUUUAAAUGAGAACGACAAUAAACGUAUAAAAAAGGGCAAAUAUCUACUCUGUGUAUAAAUAAGAACUUAAUAGAUUACAUUUUAAUCAUUUACACAAGCUAAUAUAAUAUGUUUUUCCGUAUAAUGAAACAAAUAAAUUAUUUAACGAAUCAACACUGAUUUGAAUAUUUGCAUCGGAUGACAGAAAGUAGAAGAUAUUUGAAACCAGAUUUACACAUAAUCCAAUUCUCGGAUGAUUGACUUAUGUGCGUAAAGCUUAAAAUUGAGCUGUGCAUGUUUAUUUGCACAACCUGUUAAAUACUCCAAUGUAAUGAAGUCAUUACGAAGUUACUAGUUAACAGACCUUGAAGGCCUCUUGGGCUACUUCUCAAGUGCUUAUUAAUCGAAAACAACUUAUUUCCAUUGAAUCAUUCUAAAUAUUUGUAGGUACCAACGUUGUUUUUGUGAUAUUUCAUUAUGUAUUGUAAUUUCUUCAUUUAUAAAUAAAAAUAAAAAUAUUUUACGCAAUGGUCAUUUUAAGUAUCAAAUUGUUGUUUGUGUUGAACUUUUAAAGGUUUUUUUUAGAUUAUUUUUCAAUAUAUAUGAGAUGUACAUUUGUAUACUAUAUAGUUAUUUUAUUAGAGCCUCAGGAAUUAACAGUCAGUUAUAAACUAUUUAUAUGUAUAAUUAUGUAAGUUCGUUUUUUUUAAUAAAGGUCCAGAAUUUCAAAUGAUUUCAAUUACAAAAACAAAGGCUUAAUUUAACUUUCAUACAAAUUUUUGUCUAAACUUUUAACAAAGCUAAAUCUUGAGGGAAAAGUUCUUAUGAAAGUUAAAAUUUAACGUUACUAUUUUACCUUUCAAUGUAAUAUGCUUCAUAGUUUCCGUCAACUAUUUGACUUAAAGUUAGAUGGCAACAAAUUCAGAGCUUCCUCCAUUCGCCGCCGUCUAAUGAAGUAAGAAUACCACUGUGUUCAUUCCAUCUACAUGUCAUGACACAACAAAAUAAAUUGCAAUCUUUUUUGAUGAGAUAAAUUUUGGUGUGUUCUUCUUAUAGUCCUUAUCCUUAUAUCCUUAUUUCUUUUCGUGCAUACUAGACCAAAUACUCUUUUUUCACUGCUGCUCAAUAUUUUUUUCUCUAAAUAUAAUAUUUAACACAAAAAAUCCCUAUUUUUGAGUCGUAUUCACUAAAGCGAAACGAUGCAAUUUUUAAGGUCAUUUUGGCCAAUGAUUUUUUUGUCUGGGAAAACCUGGAACUAUUUGCAUUUACUUUAUAAACUAAAAAUAGAAGUUUUAGUUUUUUUUUUAAAUUGUAAUACCUCGUUUAACAAUUAUUCAAAAAUUAAGCACAAAGAAAAUAUGAAUUUUCCAUUUAAAAAGCCUCAGCCAGUGAUAUAAUUCUUAUUCUCAUUAAUUUAUUCCAAGUAGCAAAUUCUAUAAACCAGCCGUAAAGGAAGUCAGACUUAAACUUUAUAUUGACAUUUUCACUUUGAGCUAUAUGUGAUAAGGAACUUCGAUUCCCUCCAUAACUCAUAAAUCGGAACCUGUAGUUGGGGUGAUUGUUUUUAUCUAAUUUGUCUACAAUGUUGUUUCUAUACAAAUCCUAUAGUUCGAGUACUGCCAUUUAAUUUUCUUCUUUAAGAAAGACGAAUAGUUAAUGAUCCUUUUAAUACAGUUUAAAAUUAAAGAUUUUUUAAGCACUUUAAAUGUUUUUUUUUUUAUUUUUUACAAGACGAAUGCCACCAAUUGAAACAAAACAAAAAACUGGACUUUUCUUACUUUCGUAACUUUCGUUUUAAAUUUAUAAUAGUUAUGAAAAAAUAGAAUCCAUAAGGCCUGUAUAUUUUUUCUCAUUAACUCUGACAAUUUUCUUUCUUUUCAAUUUUUUUAAACAAAAAUUGGUCUUAAAAUCAAUACAAACAAAAAGAAAUCAAAUUAUAAUGUAUAUACUAUAGUAUACAUACUGUAAACAUUAAAGUAAAUAUUUUACAAAUAAAUACAAAAUAAAACAAAUCAAAUGCAAAUACAAAUACAAAUACAUACAAAUACCAUUAUACAUUAAGAAUAAAUUAAGCCAAUAAACUUUUUGUUUUAUUAUUUAUUAUGUACAAAGCUGCACGUUAUUCUCAUAGUGACUUUUUCAUUUAUUCAUCAUAUAUAAAUAAAUACAAAAAAAAACGAUUUUCAUUUUUUCUAAACAUAAAAAUAAAAGAUACAAAUAUUAAUAAACAUAAAGCGUAGGUAAAUCUAAAUCCCGAUUUCGAAAAAAUAUCCCGACACAAAAAUAAAAAUCAAGAUCAAUUUUGAGCUUAAAGCACACCGCAUCUCUCAAAGCUCUUUCUUUUUAAUCCUGUCGAAAUUGUGAGAGUUUACUUAUCCACAAAAAUCUCUGCAUAUAUUUAACAACAACAACAAAUAAAAUAAACAUUUUUCUUAACCUUAAAUCAGCCAAAGACGAUAGCAUAUUAGUUUAACUACAGUUAUUUAAAUUUAAAAAAGAAAGGAAAUAAGGAGACUUUUUAAAAAUAUAAAUAUUUUGUUAUAAUUAUGUGCAUCUAAAAAACAGACUGAAGUUUCAUACGUAUGAUUUUUUUUUAAAUUUUGUACACCUAAGUUAUAGUUAGUUAAUUUUUAAAAGGGAAAGAAAUGUUUUAUUAAUUUUUAAAUUUGUAUUAUUUUUUUUUAUUUCGUUGUAAUGAUACUUUUUUAAUCGUGGAAAUAAAAGCAAUUUAUUUAAUUUUUUUAAUCCAUAAAAUGGUGUUUUAUUUUUUUUAUCUAUCUUCCUUCUUAAAGGUUUUUUCUUUAUUCAUCCAUUAUUUUUUUUACAAAAUAUAUAUAUAUAUAUAUAUAUAUAUAAUUAUAUACGUACAUAGCAGAAAACAAAAAUACGAAGUAAUAAACAAAAAUCUUUUUUACAUUUAACACAAAGAAAAAGAAAUAAAUAAAAAUCAAUAGCAUUAGUCGCAAAUUGUAAAUUAGAAAUUAUUAAUAAAUUUUAAACGAGAGCAAACCUUAGAUUUUUAAAAAAUGAAAUUAAAAAAAAAUAUUAUAUGCAUCUAGAAAGUAUAACUUGUACACAAAAAUAAUAAUAAAAGAAUGAAAAACAAAACAGACAAAAUAAAAUACUCAUAAAAUGUUAAAUGAUAUACAACCUAAGUUUCCUAUUAAAUCUACGUAAGAAGUUAUUUCUUUUUCAUGUUAAAAUACAUAAGUGAUUAUAGAAUUAAAAACAAAAUAUUUUCUUCGUUUCAAUUUGCUAUUAUAUAAUAUUAUGACUUUAUAUAAGUUUAUUGUUUUUAUGAAUAAAAAAUAAAAAAAAAAGAAAAUUAAAAACAAAAAUUACUAAUAAAACAAAAACAAAAAACACAUGAAAACCGAAAAAGUACGAUUUUGUAUAAUGAAUCUUUUUAAUCACGUACCUAUGUUUAGAGAAAUAAAUAUUAAAGCAAUACCUACACUUUUAAACAUAAUGUAAAAUACAAAGAAAAAAACAAAAAGAAAAAUUAAAUCAACAAACGAAUCAUCAGAAGAAACUUAUUUGUACGGAGGUUAUUCUUUAUAACAAAGAUUAUUGAUUCUGAGGUUUAAUCUAAAAUUUAAAAACAAAAGAAAAAAACUUGGAGAAAAUACACAAAAUACAGAUAUUAAAAAUAAAACCAAAAGGAACACAUUUGUACAAUUAGUAAGAUUAAAACAAAAAUAAUAUCAAAUUUUAUAGAAACAGAUAUAUUCAAAGCUCGUUUUUACGUUUUCCUUGCGAAACAAACAAACAAACAAAAAUACUCUCAACCUUUCCUUUAAGUUUGUAAAUGUUUCUAUUUUAAGCAGGGGAAUCAUUCCGUAAUUUCCAAAACGGUAAUCUUCAAAACGAUCAACAUUAACAAUAUCGCCAAUAAUUUGCUUCCCGUAACUAGUUUUCAGUUAGAAACACAAAAUCAUCUGCAAAAGUGUAUACAACUUAUGGAUGAGCAUCCUUCCCCCAAUGAAAAUAAACCCAAUUCUGUCCAAGGGAAGGAAGAUAAGACUCCAUUUUAUCCACAGUCAACAUAACUUGGCUUCAAAAAUAUUUGCUGUUUUCAAAACUAUUUUGGAUGAGUGAUUCUAAAAUCGUUGCCUAUCAAGCAUACCAAUGUUCCUCUGCCCCCAAAUUGUCAAUAGUUCGUAAUAUUGAGGGUAUAUAUGUAGAACGACAACCGUCUGUCAAAUUUAUUGUUUCCAGUAUCAUUAUAAAGCCUUUUUUUGAAAUUCCAAAACAUUGAACGAAUCUAUUAUUGUUUAAUUUAUUUUACAACAAUUAAGAA
This is a messenger RNA of Eupeodes corollae, 11889 nucleotides long. RefSeq names its product semaphorin-1A (gene Sema1a). Gene Ontology annotation, biological process: positive regulation of cell migration; negative chemotaxis; semaphorin-plexin signaling pathway. Gene Ontology annotation, molecular function: semaphorin receptor binding; chemorepellent activity. NCBI's taxonomy places the organism in Eukaryota, Metazoa, Arthropoda, Insecta, Diptera, Syrphidae. Bases 2314 to 4698 code for a protein of 794 amino acids. The transcript is spliced from 22 exons. The record is from RefSeq and is a predicted model, not a curated record.